This is a messenger RNA of Enterobius vermicularis (human pinworm), 1395 nucleotides long. The record is from the annotation of a GenBank genome assembly. NCBI's taxonomy places the organism in Eukaryota, Metazoa, Nematoda, Chromadorea, Rhabditida, Oxyuridae.
AUGCACUCUAGUCGAAAAUGGAAACUCCCAUCGAGCCUAGGGUACGCCGUUCCGUUGCCUAGAAACUGUGGUUUAAAUAAUCUCAGCGAUUCGCUUGAUGACUUAAAGUUGGUCGACUUAUAUCUAAUGUCCAAAGAAGUCAGAUGUAGAAUCUGUAAUGAACGUUCGGAUGGUUCACAUUUUGGUGUUGAUUCUUGUCGAGCAUGUGCGGCGUUCUUUCGACGUACCGUUAAUUUGAAACGAGUUUACGUCUGUAGACUUGGGACAAAUAACUGCAAUAUAUCUACCUCUAUUCGCUGCAUGUGCCGUAGCUGCAGGUUCAAGAAAUGUCUGGAGUGUGGUAUGCUGGUUGAAAGUGUCCAACCGAAAAGAGAUCCUCUAAAGAACAGUUUUGAAAAAUCUGGCGGCCGGACAGCUUCUCAUUUCCUCUCCGUAUCACCAUCUGAAAAUGAGACAAAGAACCCUGUGAUGAGGCCUCCACCUCCACCUGCUAAUCCUUCAACUUCUGCUUUUGCACCUGUAGCUUUUCCUAGUCACCAACCCAGUUUGCCUAAUGUGUCUGCUCCCCAGUCUCUUCUGAAGAGAGUAGAGGAGGCAUAUCGCAGACUGAACGAGUCUCGUCGGACUGCAGAAAUUACGUUAUCGAUGGAACCGCUCCAUAAUGUUUUUUCUAAGAAUCCGGUUAGUGAUGUGAAAAUGGGCAACUUUGAUCAUGUAACUAAAGUCCAUCGGGCUGACAUUUCUCUUAUUGCUGAUUUUUUGGACAACACUUUUGAAACUUUUGCUGCUUUUCCUCAACAACAGAAGUGGAUUGUUUUUCAUAAUUUUGUCUGUCAUCUUUGGGGCUUGGAGGGAUGUUUCCGAACUGUGCGACAAUUUCCUUCUCAAGAAAAAACCCGAGUUAUGUUAACGAUUGGUUCAUAUAUAGAUUUGGAGAAAGUUGAUGCGUUUUUCGAACCGCAAAAAAUUGACGCUUCAGUUGCGAAGGUAAUGAAAGAAAAUUUUUACGGACAUCUUGCAAAUAUGGAAGCAAUGCGAAAUAUCAGCAUUACAGACACGGAGUUCGCAGCUAUGAUUGCUCUAACCCUUUUCUCGGAAGGUAUCGAAGGCAUCACACUUGAAACAAUGCAGAAAAUUCGUACAAUGCGAGAACUAAUCUUCCACGGAUUACACUACUAUUAUAUUGAAGAACUUGGGGUGCCUAAUUAUGCCUCUAGAUUGGGUGAAUGUAUGGUUGUUCUCAAUUUGGUCCAGAAACAACCAUUUGCGUUAUUUGCUCAUGGUAACGCAUGUUUACAGAAAAUGUUUUUGGACAUGGCUGAAAGUAUGGAAUUGGCGAGGCUGUAUGAUUUAUUCGACCAGGAUUCUUUCAUGUAUCAUUUUAUAAAAUCAUGA